This is a messenger RNA of Humulus lupulus (European hop), 1657 nucleotides long. Its product is annotated as serine/arginine-rich splicing factor SR34A. Gene Ontology annotation, cellular component: nucleus; cytoplasm; ribonucleoprotein complex. The transcript has 14 exons. Lineage: Eukaryota; Viridiplantae; Streptophyta; Magnoliopsida; Rosales; Cannabaceae. Gene Ontology annotation, molecular function: mRNA binding. The record is from RefSeq and is a predicted model, not a curated record. Bases 490 to 1326 code for a protein of 278 amino acids.
UAAUCGCAGUUUAUAUCAUUACCGCAAACGGCUCCAGGUUUUCUCCCUCUUUCGGCAGCUUAACGCGGUACUGAACCAGAAACCCUAGCUCUCGAGUUCUGCAGCUGCUACUGAUCGUGACUGUGUCCUCACUUGAGAAAAGGCUCGCGAGUUCUGCAAUCGGUUCCAGCAAUCUCUUAUUCGAUGACAAGCGCUUGGACAAAUAUGAGCAUUGCAAUCAUACAUAGGGAUAUAGAGAGGGAUGGGGAGAUUCAAUGUGGAGUUAUGGGUGUUAGUUUUUAUAAUUGGAGAUUCUUGCUCACUCUCAGAAGAUCUAUACAUACAUCUGCUAAUAUUCUGGAGAGGAUGAGGAGAUCAAAUUUUAUUUCAAUAUAUUUUUUGCUUUGGAGCAUCUUGGAGCAAAUGAGCAAUGGAGCUUGUGGAGCACGGCUCACCUCGAGGAUUGCUCUCUUGUGAGAAACUUGCACAAGCAAUCUUCUUGUUUCAAAUAUGAGUGGCCGCUUUUCUCGCACUAUUUAUGUUGGCAACCUGCCUUCAGAUAUAAGAGAGGGGGAAAUUGAAGAUCUGUUCUAUAAGUAUGGCCGUAUAGUGGAUGUUGAACUGAAGAUACCACCUCGUCCUCCAUGCUAUUGCUUUGUUGAGUUUGAGAAUUCUCGAGAUGCAGAAGAUGCAAUCAGGGGCCGAGAUGGGUAUAACUUUGAUGGUUGCCGUUUGAGGGUUGAGCUUGCCCAUGGUGGUAGAGGACCAUCUUCUAGUGAGCGUCGAGGUGGCUAUGGUGGUGGUGGUGGUGGUGGUGGUGGUGGUGGUGGUGGCGGUGGCAGUGGUGGUGGGACAGGGCGGUUUGGUGCCUCUCGGCAUUCUGAGUUUCGAGUUAUUGUGCGGGGACUUCCUUCUUCUGCUUCAUGGCAAGAUUUGAAGGAUCAUAUGCGCAAAGCUGGUGAUGUAUGUUUUGCCGAGGUUUCUCGUGAUGGUGAUGGGACUUUCGGUCUUGUUGAUUAUACUAAUUAUGAUGACAUGAAAUAUGCUAUUCGGAAACUUGAUGAUACUGAAUUUAGAAAUCCAUGGGCAAGAGGUUAUAUCAGGGUCAGGAAGUUUGAAGCCAGCCCUUCCAGGAGCGCAAGUAGAAGCCGCAGCAGGAGUAGAAGUCCAAAAAGGAACCACAGUAAAUCUUUGGACAGGUCAUCAGUAUCAAGAUCUAGGUCUAGGUCUCCUUCCCCUGUCAAAUCUUCCAGGCCAAGAUCAAGAACAAAAUCAAGAUCAAGAUCAAUGUCAAAGUCGAGGUCAAGGUCAGGAUCCCCCCGUCCGGUGCGGUCUGGCAGUGGUUGAUCCUUUAUCGAGCAAGAAAAAGCAGCAACCUCUUCUUGGCAGAGUCGGCGCUAGUAGAGAAGAAUUAUUAAAUAUAUAUGAGUGGUCUCUUUUGUUAUAAAUUUCUUCAGGUGAAAACCUUAUUGAGUAUGAGUUUGUAUGAUUUACACCAACACAUAGGGUUGGCCGUUGGUGAUAUUGGGUUUGACCAUUUAUCUAUGUUGGUGUAUUUUUUUUUUUUUUUAGCUUUAGCCAUAGAACGAUCAUAUUAGCGGAGUAUGAUGGAGAUUUGUGAAACUUUUUUUCCGGGAUUUUGAAGGAUUUCAACCAUUUGCUUUUUAUUGGAUUAAAA